AGGAUGUUACAUUUGUCAAUUAACUAUUCCCGUUGUAGUUUUGGUGGCAGAUGCCACUUGUGUAUUAUUUUGAACUCUAUUAACGACAUCGGCAAUGGGCUACGGAUCAGUCCUUUUGCUUUCGGUCUUCGUGGCAAAUGCAGUUGCAGGUCCAUUGAAAUACUCAGAUGGCCAAUGCGCAAGGCAUUGUACGGAGAACAACAAAUUACGUUAUGAACCAAGUGUUUACACGUAUGAUUAUGAAUCCGAUACUAUCACCACAAUACAAGGAACGACGCAUGAAGAGUCUCGAAUGCACAUGAAAACGAAAGUUAUGAUUGAAGUAGUUUCAAAAUGCGAACUAGUAAUGAGGUUACGAGAAACGAGUCUCGAAAAUUCGGAUCCCAGAAAUCCGAAUGACAGAAGACCGACUCAAAACAACAGAGAGUUUGCAGAUAAACUACAAAGAUAUGAUCUGAGAUUUUCUUUCCAAGAUGGUAUAAUUGAAAAUAUCUGUGCUACAGAAGACGAAGAACCAUGGGUGCUUAAUAUCAAAAAGGGUAUCUUAUCUACUCUUCAAAAUUCCAUGGAUAAUUUGGAAAUUACUCAGACAGUAACCGAGACAGACGUGGCAGGAAAAUGCACUUCAGAAUAUACCAGUUUGGGAAGAAAUUGGAGGAACGUGUACACAGUAAGAAAGACUAAGGAUUUAUUAUCGUGUACUGAACGAUCGAACGUACAGACUGCUUUACAAGGAUCUUCAUAUACUGAACAACAAUCAAAAUCUUUACCUCUGCUAAAAGGUGUCCAGGUUUGCGAACAGAAAUUCAGUUCGGGCAUUCUUGAAUCAGCAACUUGUAUAGAGUCUCACACUUUUAGGCCAUUUUCUAAACAAUCUAACGGUGCCGUUACUCGAACAAUACAGAAAUUAACAUUCAGUCAAAAACAUAAUGGCAGAUUUGCAGGAAAUGAUUACAGGAUGAUUAGCGAGAAUUUAUUGUUCAAUCAUAAUUAUGAAAAGAUGGAAGAAGGAGCUAGGCAACAAGAAGCCGAACAACUUCUUGCUACAUUAUGUAGUGCAAGUAAAGAAGAAAUACGAAAUGACGUUCCUAGAUUAUUCUCUCAAUUUAUUUAUGUAUUGAAAACUCUUCAGCAUCCCGAAUUAAUGGCUGUAAACAGAAGAGUAGAAAGAAUCUGCGCCGGAAACAGUAAAGGAAGGAAAUUUUUCACGGAUGCAGUAGCAACGAUUGGAACUACAGCAUCUGUAAAAUUGAUGAAAGAAAUGAUCGAAAGAAAUGAAGUAGCAAGUUCCGAAGCAGAAUUCUGGAUGACCAGCUUAGCCUUUAUAACUAAUCCGACAAGUGAUAUGAUCAAUACUUUAACUCCACUUCUAGAUGGAAGAUACGAACAAGCACUUUUAGGAGUUUCGGGAUUAAUUCAUACUUUCUGUCAAUCCAACCCAGAUUGCGGAAUUUUACCUGAAGUCAGGCGAGCCGUUCGAAUGUUAGUUAAUAACUUAGGAGAAAAUUGCUAUUCAUCUGAAACGAGAAAGGUAUUGUUAUCAUUGAAAGCUAUUGGUAAUAUUGGAGAAGGUGAAGAAGCUCAAAGAAUUUUGCAACAAUGUUACCAUAAUCCUCAACUAACCACAGAAACAAGAUUAGCAGCUAUUCAGGCAUACCGAAGAUUUUCUUGUUACAUACCUAGAGAUGAUUUAUUAAAAUUAUAUACUAAUUAUGAAGAAGAUUCCGAACUUAGAAUUGCAUCUUAUUUGGCUGUUAUGAGAUGUGCAAAUCAUUAUACAAUGAAUAUAAUUAAGAAUACUCUUGAAAAUGAAGUCAUAAAUCAAGUUGGUUCUUUUGUCUGGACUCAUCUUGUAAAUACAAAAGAGAGUGAAAAUCCUGUCAAAAAAGACAUAAAAGAAAUUGUAUCUAAUUUAUAUCUCAUGAAUAAAUAUAAUACCGACGCAAGGAAAUUUUCAAGAGCAAUGGAAUAUUCUAUGUUUUUUGAUAGCUUAAAUGUAGGAACUCACGCCGAAAGUAAUAUAAUUUACAGCCCUCAAUCUUAUAUACCUCGUUCUGCAAUGUUCAAUUUGACUGUAGAUGUGUUAGGUUCAACUGUUAAUCUUUUUGAGAUUGGAGGAAGAUUGGAGCACGUCGAGAAAAUUGUAGAAAGAUUAUUUGGUCCUAAAGGUUACUUUUCUCAGAGCUCUAUGAGUAAGAUUGUCAAGAAUUGGAGACAGAAAAGAGCGGUCUCAGAUAACAAAAUUGGAGAAUUGACUGAUCAGUUUGAUGCUAAAACACGUUUCAAUGAGGAUCCAUAUGCAUCUAUGUAUCUGAAGAUAUUUGGAAAUGAGAUGUGGUAUUCUAAUUUAGAUUAUCUCAGAUCUCAAAGAGAAACUUUCGAUCUAAACAAUUUUCUCAGAGAACUUGCAAGAGAACAAGAUGUAGAAUUUUCUAAAUCAUUUAUGUUUUUGGAUGCUACUUACACAAUUCCUACUGGAAAUGGUUUUCCUCUUCGUUUGGCAAUCAACGGAACAGCAACUGUGGGUUUGAAAGUCGGAGGAAAGUUUGAUGUUAGAUCUCUAAAACAAGUUGACAUUCGUGGAAGAUUCCAACCAAGUGGUGCAGUUGAGAUUUCAAGUUUAAUGACAGUAGAUGCAGGAACAGCUCGUAGUGGAUUGAAAAUGGUUGCCACUUUGCAUUCAUCAACUUGGAUGGAUGGUUUAGUAGAGAUGAGAGAUGGUCAAAUAAUGAAAGUUCAAUUAAAUGUUCCUAAAGAAAAAAUGGAAAUUAUUGAUGUUCAGAGUAGGAUAUUUUUAUUGAAUGAGGAAAAAGAAAGAGAACAGACAGGUCCACGAGAAAGAUCGAAAAUAGUUUCCUCCUGUACAGGACGUUAUACUAAUAAAAUUUUGGGAAUGGAACUAUGCAGUCAAUUACAAGUGCCAGAAUCUGUCGACAGAAACUUACCUUUGUUUCCAAUGAGUGGAGCAGCUGUAGCUAGAGUUUUUAUUAGAAAGACUGAUCGUACUCUCACAAGUUUUAACUUCGAAGCUAAAUGGAAUAAAGAAAUAGAUAAAAAAGGAAGAUCAAUUAGGAGUGCUUUUGUGACUUUGAACACACCUGGAUCCUCCGUUGAUCGUGAACUGACUUUAGAUUUUCAGUUGAAUGAACCCGAGAAAUCUGUAUCUCUCAAACUUAAAACACCUAUUAAAAAAUUAGGAGUAUCAGCAAGAUAUACAAACGAAGACAUUGAAAAACGUUUCGAUAUCCGCUUUACUAUAGACGAUUUGGAAAAGUUUGUUAUUCAAUCAUCACUUAGAUCAGAUACUAAUUCAGCAGGUGGCUUAUAUUCUCCAGCUCUUGAAGUAAUAGGACCUAAUGGACGUUUGAUAGCAAUUACAGGAUCCGCUCAUAUUCGUCACGGUGAGAGAUAUAAUGGACAAUUAACAAUUGAAGAUGCUACCAGAAAACCAAUAAGUUUAAAUGCCAAUCUGGAUAUUAAAGAAAGAGAAAGAUACGAAAUCCAAUUUGGUAUAAGUUCAUCCUACAUAGAAUCAAAUCUUCAAGGUUUCGCUCAGCUAGCAGACAGUAUUUCUUCUAAAUUAACUUUGGACUAUCAAAUCGAAAAACAAAGACGUGAAACUAUAGAUAUUAUUGCAAAAUUCCGCGAUCUCUCAGCCAGCAGUUUAACGAAGUAUGCAGGAACAUUCUCUUUACUCAGUACAGCUAAACCACAAUAUACAACAGCUGCAACAUGGGAAAUGCAACGUACUACAGGGCAUAUGGAAAAUACUCUCCAGAUUAAUUUGGGAGAUGGAAGAAGAAGCAGAAUGCAUAAAAUUACUCUACAGGAAAUCGUUCGUUAUCAGGGUACUCUAUCCAACAAUAAAGCAGCACUCACAUUAAAAAUGAUUUAUCCUGAAAGGAAUAUCGAUUUUUCGUUCGAUAUGAAACACGAGAAUACAGAAAAACAACUUUUUAAUAAACUGAAUGUACAAUAUGCACCCAACAGAGUAGCGAAUGUAGAGACAGAAAUAGAUAUAGAACCUAAUCAAUUUAAAGGAGGUAUGAAAGUAAGUUAUCCAGGACGGGACGCCAGAUUGGCAGUUAAUGCGAUUCGCAAUACAAAUGAAUAUAGAGCAGGAGUGAUUGCUCAAUGGCAACGUGGUCGACAGCUAGCAGCACAAGCAAAUUUUAGAAAUAUCAGAGAAGGACAAAAAGUUAGAUACGAGAGUGAUGCAGAAAUUUCAUACGCACGUAAAAAACCUAUCAGUAUCUCAGCUGCGCUCGGAAUUCAUGGCUCUGAUUACACUUUUUCGGGUAAUGUUGAUGUAGGAAAAGAGAAAUAUUCCGCCAAUGGUAACUGGGUAAAUACUGGAACUUUCAAUAAAAGAUUAGAGGCAUUUGUUAAUUUUCCUGGCUUAAUAUAUUCUGCUGAGUUGAAUUUGCAAGGCGAUAGGAAUAGCAUCAAUGGAAACGCAGACUUUAAGACAAAUUCAAGACAUAUAGUAGGAAAAUUGAGAACUACAAAUACAAAGAACGCAAAAUCUGGUUCUUUAGAGAUACAAAUGGAUGCAGAAAGAGAUCCUAGAAAUACCUACGUUAUUGAAGGCCAAAUGAAUACUGGUAAUAAAUAUCAAGGAUCAUUCAAUUACCGUUCUCCAAGCUACAAUGUUCAAGGAAGAAUUACUAGCAGUCAUCAAGGUAAUAUUUUGGAUGGAGUAUUCAAAACCAACCAUCAUGUAGAACUUGAAUGGAAUCCUAGACGCAAAGUGAUCACAGAUUUGAAUAUUGAUGCUAAUUUGAGUAAUGGACGAAGGCAACUGGUUGGUAGUUUUUCGGCCUAUACUCCAUUUGUUAAUUAUGAAGAUUAUGCUUUAAGUAUUAACCAUAAUGAUAACGGCCAAGAUUGGAGAACAGAAGCAAAUGUAAAAUUGCCAAGAGGAAAGACAUUGACAGGUUUUACCGAAGGUAGGAUCUACACCGAUCGUUACUCAAAAUCUCUUAAUGCUAAACUAAGAAUAAAUACUCCAUAUUCAGACUUUGAGAGGAUUAAUGCAGAUGUAAACUAUAACUCAUCUCCCAACGAAUUAAACAUGUUGGCUAAAUCAGAAUGGAGUAUUGAAAAGAAUGUUGGAUUUGGCAUAGCUACUCGUCACGUACCUAAUUCCGAUUAUCGUGUCGCCUUCAAUUUUACUUCCCAUUAUGAACUUGCAAAAAUACUGUCAGCUAACGUAAUAUUAAGCAAAUCCAAAGAAGGAUAUAGAGUUCAAAGUGAUGCUCAAUGGGAUAUCGAUCAAAAAGUUAGUAUCUUGAUGGAUGGUAAACAAACUUUUGAUGGAUACAACAGAAUUUGUGAGGUGGUAAUGCAAGGCAGCACUCCUUUCAGAGGUUAUGAAAAUCUGUACUCUAAAAUAACAUACAAAAAUGAUAAACGCACAGCAAGUGUAGAUGGAGAAGCUACCUGGGGUUAUCGUAAAAUAAGUGGAGGAAUUUCAGGAGCUAUAAAAAGCAACUCUAAUAAUAGAAACUUAGAAGGAAAGCUUUAUAUAACUACACCAUUCCAGAAUUUCGAAAACUUUCAAGUAACCGCUACGCACUUGGAUGAAAAACAGAGGUUUAAGAGUUUAAUUGAGGUGGUACUUCCAAGAAAUUCAAGAACAAUAACUUUAAAAGGUCAAGGUAAACUGUCAUCUAUUUCUGAUGCUGAGCUUAAUCUUUCUCUAACUAGUCCCUUUAAGAAUUUUGAACGUAUUUCUACUGAAAUUGUCCAUAGAAUAAAUGGUGAUAGAUUGCGUACCAUUGGUGAAAUGCAGUACGGUACUUACAAAAUAACAGGAGAACUGACAGGAACUCAUUCUACUGGUAAUCGAGCUUAUAACACAGAACUUUAUUUUCAAGCAGUCACUCCAUUCAGAGGUUACGAAGACAUCAAAGCAAGUGUAGUGAACAACCGAAAAGACUAUAGCUUUUUAACAAUUCUUCAACUCAACUUUAAUCAGGAUUAUAGCAAAUUACAGAACAAACUAAAAAUGGAUAAUAUUCUGAAUUUCGAAGAAGAACUUCAAAUCACAUCUCCUUACAUUAGAAAUAUACUCAUUAAUGUUAAACAAGAAUAUAGAAAAGGACACUUUAAGCAUAUUUUAGAUGCAAAGCAAGGUAGAGAAAGAAUGCGAACAGAAGCAGAAUAUAUUAAUAGUUCGCCUAAUUACGGUAAUAAUAUAGAAUUAAAAAUAAAAGCCACUAGUCCUUUCGAAACGUUACGUUCACUCGAUAUAGACGGUAGUUUUGAUAGUAAUGGUAGAAGUUAUACUCCAAAAGUAACCAUAUUGUGGAAUGGUUCUAACAAAAUUGCAGCUGAAGCUAAUCUUCUCAAUAAUAGAUACAAAAGAAUGGAAACGAGAGGCACCAUUACUACUACUUUUAAUGGUUACGAAUUUUAUUCAGCUUCAGGCAGUUAUGACAUCACAACACAAAAGAAAAGUAUGGAAUUAAAUUUACAGUGGGACAGCAGAGAAAAUAAACAGAUCUCAUCUAAAGGUUCUUUUGUGGGAGAUAGAAACAGUGGCCAAGUGGAACUGAAUGUAAAAACUCCUGGAGAUGAUUAUAAUCUAAAUGGCGAUUACGUAUUAAAUGAACGUGAAAAAUCUUUUAAUUUGGAAUAUCAAUAUGGUUGGAAGAAAAUACAGAUGAAAGCAAAGCGGGCUGUUACCAGUGAAGGUUCAGAAAUGGAGUUUCUUUUCACAAGUCCCUAUAAAUCAAUGGAGAAGUUUGCUUUAACAGAAGGUCAUGCAUUUGGAGAUAAUACCAUCAAUGGACAAACUAGUGUUCAAUGGAAUGAAAAGAAAAUCUUUUUGGGCGCAGAAUUUAUCAGAGACGGUCCUCGAGGUUCUUUGAGAAUCACUUUUAAAAGUCCAUUUCAAGGAUACGAAUUAGCUUUACUAGAAGUAAAGGGAGAUUUAUACAGUGCACGAAAGACACUCGAUAGUUUCUUUCAGUGGAAUACCCAGCAAAAAUAUCAAUUAAAUGCAAUUUAUGAAUAUUUACCAACUGCACAACGCAUUCUUAACAUCGUUGUUCGCACUCCAUUCAAAAAAUAUGAUGAAAUUUCAUUUGAAGGCCGAUUACAAAAUAAUCCCAGAGAACUCAGAGCACAGAUAAACUAUCAGUGUCCUCUUCAUAAAUUAUAUUUCGAUGGUCUUAUGAAACACAACGGAGUUUAUCCAACCGAAAUGAUUUUUACUCUUGAUUCUCCUUUUAGUCCAUUUAGAAAGGUAAAAUUUACUGAAAACAUCACUAAACAAAAAGGACAGUUCGAGUUUAAUUCUAAUUUGGAAUGGGAAGGAGUGAAUAAGAUAGAAGCUUACAUUUCAACUAUAAAUAAAAAUCGAUACAUGGAAGUCAAAGCAAAAGUUAAUACACCAUUCAAACAAUUCCGUUCGGCAGACAUUGAAGGUAGUAUUGCUAACGAAAAUGCUAAUUCCUUAAAUGGAAAACUUAAUAUAAGAACACCUUUCCAAUCUCUUCAGAAUUUAGAAGUGAACGGCUCCUAUCAGAAAUCUUCAAAUUCAUUAAAUUUUUUAGUAACAGUCAGUAAUUCAGACAAGAAAUUCAGCGUAGCCGGAAGUUACGUUAACAGUAAUUUAGAUCCUUUUGAAAUUAAAUUUAACAUAAAUGCACCUUUUACUUCUUUUCGCACAUUUAAUGUAGAAGGAAAUUUAAAUGUUCAAGGAUCAGAGUACAUCAAUGGCGCCUUAAUUGUCAGUAAAGGAGGCGAAGAUCAUUCUGUGACAUUCAGAACAAGAAAUACUAAUGGACAAUUAGACGGAGAUAUUAAAUUUGACUCUAGGUUAAUAUACUGGAAAAAAGUAUCAAUUUAUUAUCAGGCUAAUUAUGUAGAUAGCAAAAAUAUGGAUGGGAGUAUUAAAAUAGAAACUCCUUAUCAUUCGCAUAGAUUAAGUGGAAAUUACCGAAGUGGACGACGUGAUCUCGAAGCUACACUUAGAUUAAAUUCUCCUAGGAUUCUGAUUCACAAAGAAGAAAUGGUAUUUAAAGUUAUUUAUAAUACAAGAAGAAAUCGCCUUGAUUUUAAAGCAUCAAUAGAUGAUCCACUAGAAGGACUUCACAAAUUGGAAGCAUUUUACAAUAAUGACAAUCGAGAGAUUACAGUUGAAUUUAAUUUGAAUAGUUCGUGGUUAUCAUUUAAAUCAUUUAACGCUAAAGGGAAAUUUAUUAACAGUAAUGACAGAAACAUGGAAGUUCUUGCUACGAUACUUACUCCUUCUUCCACCCAUUCUUUAGAAGGAAUUAUAAAGAAUUACGAUACAGAAAAAGACUUGCAAAUUAAAUUAAUCAGCCCACUUUUUUCAUUCAAAACUUUAACAUUAACUGGCAGCAUGAGAAAUGAUAAUUCCAGAAACAUGGAUGGUUCUCUGACAAUAGCAACUCCUUCUAAAGAACUUAGAAUAUCUGGAAAUAUGAAAAGAAUCACAUGGAAUAACUUCGAAGCUUUUGUUACGAUAAAUACUCCUUUCGAAUGGUUAAAAGUAUUACGAGUAGAUAGCAAAUAUUUGAAUGAUAGGAAUGAGAACAUCGAAGGAAAUUUGGAGAUUCAGUCAUCAAACGAAAACAUGAGAAAGUUUGGUAUCUCUGGAAAAUAUCAUCAUGGUCAAGAUGUCGAGGAGCUUUCAGUUAAUCUCAGAUUACCGAGUCGUCAAUAUCCAACAGUUGGACUUUUGAGUACUUUGCGUCACGUUCCUGGAUCUUUCUCGCCAAGAAUAACCAUUUCAUUGCCUGGAAAAAGAUAUAGUAUUUUCUCAACUUACGAACAUAAAUAUGAUGAGACCACUGCUGGAUUAGGCUAUGAAUGGGGAAGAGAAAAAGCAGAAAUAAAUGGUCAUUUAAAAUUUAAUGAUAAAGGUUUAAAUGGAAAAUUGAGUUUAACUAGUCCAUUUAAAGACUACGAAAAUCAAGAGGCAAGCUUAAUUUAUAGUAGAGAAAGAAGUCGUCAUAAUGUUGCUCUCACAUACAAAAACGCAAGAAACGAAAUUGUUAAUAUUAGAGGACAUGCGGGUUAUUAUAAUAAUAUGAAUUUCAACGUGGAACUGAAUUUCGCUACCCCUUACAGAGGAUUCGAAGAUGUAGUGUUUCGCAUGAGACAAGAAAACCGAAGGAACAGAUUUGCAACAACUCUAGACUGCACUUGGUCCCGAUAUAAAAAGGUGGCUUUUACUUUAGAAAGGGAAUAUAACAACACACACAAUUCCGGUUACAUUUACGUCACUUCACCCUACGAAUUACUCCGUACAAUGAAAAUGGACUAUGCCACUGAAGAUAAUUAUUAUAACACAAUAGGAAAUGCACAGUUAGAAUAUAAUAAUAAAGUAUUGUUCAAAACAGAAGCAUCUUCGCUUUACGAUAGAAAUACACGCAACUACAACAGAAAUUUCGUAGCAAAUCUUCCUACAGUGCCUUUCACUAUUUCUGUCCUCUUUAAACCUCUUACCUCUGGAGCUGAAAGCACAAUAAAGACCAAUUAUCCUUCCAGAUCAAUAAGUCUUCACACUGAGUAUCAAUUGACGAAAAAUCAUUUCAAUCACGGUGCAGAAUUGACUUGGGAUGAGAAGAUGCGCCGCUCUAUGAGCUAUGAAAUGAGACUUGCCGAUAUACCAAGUGAAAAUGAUGCUAAAGAAUUCUACGCACGCCUAAAUUUGCCUAUAAGAUCGAUGGAAGUGAGAGGUAAACAUGCCAUUUUGCAAAACGGUCGCAACAUGGAGAUGAAUGUAUAUUGGGAUGUAGCAAGAGAUGCUCAGAAGUAUUUAACUUUAAAAAUGGAACACGAAGACCAGAGUAACUGGCAAAAUACCGCUCACAAAUUAAGAGUUUCCGUCAAUCACCCUCGAUUAUCAAAGGAUAUAGUAGCUACUGCUCAAGUAUCAUCAUCAAAGGCAGAGGCUUUUGGAAAACUAGAGCUUGAAUACUCUCGAUACCAACAACAUAACAUGAUGCUAGAAGGUAGAUUAAGAAAUAUGGCUAGAGGAAGAAGAGACACCAACUACGUAGUAUACGUCACAGCUCGUCACCCCAUUAGUAACACAGACUUGAAAAUGAUGGGAGAAAUAAUUAAUAAUGAUGAAGAAGCAUCCGUUAAUAUGAGAAUGGAUUAUAUAGAUAGACAACAACGACAAAGAAUAGAAGAACUAAAAGGAAAAAUUUCCAAACUUAGAGAACAGAUUGAUUUAAUUGCAAAAUCUGAUAACAAUCAAUUGGCUAUGACGGGAAGAAUGUUUCACAUGGAUAACGAAUUUACAUUAGCACUCGAAGAAAAGAUCAACGAACGUCCACCUGUCCAUUCGCACGUUAGAUUAAGUAAAAGGAACAUGAAUAUGGAUUUGAAUAUCACGACUCCUAGUCAAGAAAAUAUGCACGUAAGAGCAGCUAUGCCAAAUGAUGCCGUCCAUUUUGAAAUUUCUCAUACUGAACGCGGGAGACGUAUAUCUGAUGUUUUAUUUAAUCUUGGAUUAAAGGAAUCGCGAAUUUUAAAAUCAAGAAUGACAUGGAGACCACAGAUAUGGCAAAAUGUCAAGGAUGCGCUCUCUAAUAAGUACAAUGAAGUUUCUGAUGUUGUCAUUGUAAAAAAAGAUAAAAUUGUUUCCGAAUUUACAAAUGAAUUCAAUGCCAAGAAGCAGGCCAUCAAUCAAGCCAUGCUGCAAGAACUGGGACCAUUUAAAGAAGAAAUGUCUCGUGAUAUGGAUAGAUUUAGAUACGACGUUAAACGAAUAAACAAUGAUCUGUAUACCAUGUAUCAGAAUGAUGAAUUUUACAUCCAGACUACCUCCGGAAAAGUUGGAGCUGCUUAUGAAGUCGUAAGUUCGUACACAGAAGCAGGCUUAGAAAAAGCAAAAAGAGAAUUGGAAGAAUUGAAAUACAACCUGGCAGAAUCUUAUGACAAAGCAGCGAAAAGUAUGAGCAACUACUACAGACGUACAACUCGCAAAAUUGUUAAUAUGUACAAUCGAGUAAACAGACAAAUGUACGAGUUUGCAGAUUAUGCAAUGGAAAAUCUUCAAGAAUAUUUAUAUGAUUUGGCUACAGUAGUGUCUAUUCGCAUCUCUCAAUUGACCGUAUAUGUUGUAAAUACUAUAGGCGAUUUCGUCACUAGAUACGCUCCUUGGAUGGAAACCUAUUACGAAAAUUACAAAGAUAAAAUCAUCACAGUUUUCAGAAAUUUCUUAGAAGCACUUUAUGAUAAUGCAUAUUAUAAAGCUCUACGAGAAUACUGGAUCAGAGUGCUCAGUACUAUUGAAGAAUUCAGCCAACAACCGUUUUCAGAAAGAUUUGAAAGAGUUGUAAAUACCAUAAAUGAUAAUUUGCAAUAUUAUUAUGAAACAGGAAGAGAAUUUCACGAUAAAUACAUAAGAGAUUAUUACAGGAAAAUUUAUGAACAAGGUUCUCAAAUGUACAGAACUCUACGUUUGGAUGUAAUUAUGAAUGCUCUUGCAGAGAGUACUUACCAAAAAGCAAGAGCCUUGCUGAUGAACACGGCUCGUGGAUUUUUGAACGAAUAUACUAACAUUCUGAAAGGAACUAAAUGCAUAUUCGAACCUCAUCACGGUAAAAUAAUCUUGGAAAUACCAUUGCCAUAUCCGAAAAGAAAUCUGAAAGAAGCUCUAGAUUACAGAACUUAUCCAGAAUUUCAGAAAUUAGUCGAAUUUAAAGAUACCUACCUGUCAAACGAAGACUAUUGUAUCUGGGAUACGUAUUACAAAUACAAGCAUUAUUUAGAAGAAAGUCUGAAAGUCCCACCGUUCGACGCCUAUGCGAUGAUAGCCGGAAAUCAACAUUUCGUUACUUUCGACAAAACUCAUUUCGACUUCUUGGGAGAAUGUAGCUACUUACUGACUCGCGAUUUCGUAGAUGGAAAUUUCACCGUCAUCGUAAACUACGCUCGAGUUGGAAGACAUCCAACAAUAGUCAUGAAAUCUCUGACUAUUCUCUCAGAUGACAAGAAAAUAGACAUAGGAUCCGAUUACAAAAUAACCGUAGAUGAUACUAAAGUAGAAUUACCCCAGCUUUUGGAUGAAACCUUAAUAAUGAGAGAAGGAAGCGUUGUGGUAGUGGAAAACGGAAAAGGCAUUCAAGUCCGAUGCAAUUUCAUCCAUAACUUAUGCACUGUUCAUGUUUCCGGUUUCUAUUUUGGCAAAACUGCAGGUCUCUUCGGUACUUAUGAUUACGAACCCCAACUUGACAUGAUGACUCCCGAUAGAAGGUUAGAAAAGAAUGUGGAGGCUUUCGUAAACAGCUGGGAAGUUAGUGGUGGUGGAUGUAGAAAAUCUAACAUGGCUUCCAUUGUUAGCAACGAUUACAGAGUUCAAGAAGCUUGCAAGAAAUUAUUUGAUAAUAAAAACUCUAUCUUUAGACCAUGUUAUAAACAGGUUGAUCCUCUUAACUUCUAUAACAUGUGCUUGAAAGACCUGGCCAGAUAUGCACCAAAUAUGUUUGAUGAGAAAAUCUGUACAUCUGCUGCUGCCUAUAGAACCGAAUGCAGCGUGGCCGGUGUGCCCGUUCGUAUGCCUAAGUCUUGUGUACGUUGCGAGAAGCACGACGGUAAUAUCAUGAACGAAGGUGAUGUCAUCAAAAUUACAAAUGCUGAACCAGUUCAAUCUGCAGAUGUUGUAUUUAUAGUAGAAAAGAAACCUUGCAAUAGAGAUCAUGUCAGGAUGCUCGGAAAAUUAGCACAGGAUAUCGAAAAUAGUUUAAGCCAAAAAGAAUACACAAAUAUUAAAUAUGCUGUGGUCGGAUUUGGAGGACAGAAUAUACAGCAACCACAUUUGCAAACUAGUGAUGGAGAAGAAUUUGUCGACUUCAGAUCUAUUGAUUCGGCUUUCAGUUCGUUGAUAAAUGACUGGUCAGAAGAUGACAAGCAAACUAAUUCCGUUUUCGAAGCCAUACGUUAUGCAGCUGCUCUACCAUUCCGCACAGGAUCUGCCAAAACGUUCAUAUUAUUGAAAUGCUCGGAUUGCAAAGCUGAAGAUGUUAAGGCUGACUAUAGUGAGAUGUUGAGAACUUUGUUGGAUGGGGAUGUUGUUUUGCAUUUGAUGAUGGAACAUGAAUUUGAAAUGAAGAAUAGCAAGUCAAAAGGAAAACGAAUACUUGGAAUCGAUAAAAAAGUUGCCUACACCUUGAAAGACUGGAAAGAUCCCUCACUGAGAGGAGACAGAGAUUUGUUGGCUCAGCUGAAAAUACCAAAAGACUUCUGUGUGCCUCUUGCCUUGGAAGUGAACGGCAGUCUGUUUGGCUCUCAAAUUUUGAGAGAAUCAAAACGUAACGUAAAUAAGAAAUUUAUUGACGUGUUCUCCAGAAGAGUGGCCAAGACAGCGACACCAUCCGAAUGUCAAGUAUGCGAGUGCAUAUCUACUUCUGAUGGUAUAGGCAAAAGUGUUUGUCAGAGAUGUGUUUCUCCAAUCAUAGCUAACAUGAUUUCACCUGAUAUCAUCUACCCGUCCGGCUCUAGCAAAAAUGAUGAUGAUGAUGAACUGUCAGUAGAUCUUUUGCAUCAAUUACAGGACCCACUCAAUGAAGAAAGAUCAAGAUGAAAUAGAAAUUAGAU
Centruroides sculpturatus (bark scorpion) is the source of this 13587-nucleotide messenger RNA. RefSeq lists its product as uncharacterized. NCBI's taxonomy places the organism in Eukaryota, Metazoa, Arthropoda, Arachnida, Scorpiones, Buthidae. Gene Ontology annotation, biological process: lipid transport. The record is from RefSeq and is a predicted model, not a curated record. The transcript is spliced from 33 exons. Gene Ontology annotation, molecular function: lipid carrier activity. The coding region runs from base 95 to 13573 and encodes 4492 amino acids.